CGGGGGCGGGGCCGCGGCGCCCGCCCCGUGAUGGCGGCGGCGGGCGGCGCCGCGCGGCGGUUGGUGCUGCUGCUCGUGGCGCGGCCGGCGGCGGCGGCGGCGCGGGGGGCUCGGGCCGGGCCCCGCGCAGCCGCGGGGCGCUGGGGGGUGCCGCGGGACGCGUCAUGGGCCGCCGUGGCCUUGGCGGUGCCCUUGGCGGUGCCCACCGCGGCCGGGCGACCGGCGGGUGCUGCGGAGCGCUGCCCGGAGCCGCCGCCGCCGCCGCUGCCGCCGCCGCCGCUGCUGUGGCGGCUGGGCCUGGCCGUGCGCCUGGGCCUGCGGGCCUGCGGGCUGCUGCUGCGGUUCGGGCCUUUGCUGCUGCUCUACCCGCUGAGCCGCCUGUCGCCCCGGCUGGGCGGGCUGUGGCUGUGGCUGCUGCGCAGGGCCGCCGAGACCGCCGGCCCCACCUGCAUCAAGCUGGGCCAGUGGGCCAGCACCCGCAGGGACCUCUUCUCUGAGGCCUUCUGCACUGAGUUUUCCAAGCUGCACGUUGAGGUGAGCCCACACCCCUGGGGCCACACCGACGAGCUCCUGAGGAAAGCCUUCGGCGAGGACUGGAGGGGCAUCCUCAAGUUCUCAAGCCAGGAGCCAGUCGGCUCGGGCUGCGUCGCCCAGGUGUAUAAAGCCUACGCCGACCUCGCGGCCAUUGCUGGCUCCCAGGCCGGGGAGCUAGCGAGACACUCCAUGCUCAGGUCUGCUUUCAAAGCAUGGGAAGUUUCUGGUUUUAGAGGCCUCUUCAGGUGGCUUGGGAGGAGGAAGCAUGAGGAGAUGCAGGAGGAGAAGAGCAGGGGGGAGCCAAGUCCAAAAGGCUGCUCCCCGGGAAGGCCCGCGGGGGCGGCACCCCUUAUGCAGCAGAUGGCCGAACCGUUCCUGAGUGCAAACCCUUCAUCAGCCAGACAUCUGAUUCCUGUAGCCAUUAAAGUUCUGCACCCUGGGCUAGUCCACCAAGUCCAAAUGGAUCUGUUUCUCAUGAAGAUGGGUAGUCGCAUCAUUGAACUUCUCCCUGGGUUCAAGUGGCUCAGUUUGACAGAGAUUGUGGAGGAGUUUGAGAAGCUUAUGAUUCAGCAGAUCGACUUACGCUAUGAAGCCAGGAAUCUGGAACGCUUCCGACAAAAUUUCCUGGAUAUUGAUUUUGUGAAGUUCCCAACUCCUCUUCGCCCCUUGGUAACAACAGAUGUUCUAGUGGAAACAUUUGAGGAGAGUGAGCCUAUUUCCCAGUACCUGCAUGCAGAGAUUGGCAAAGAGCUGAGGCAGAGGCUUGCAAAGAUGGGCAUGGACAUGCUCCUAAAGAUGGUCUUUGUUGACAACUUUGUUCAUGCUGACUUGCACCCUGGGAACAUCCUGGUCCAAGGCAUGGCCCACAUCAGCGCAAGCAGCAAGGAGCAGACAGCCAUGGUGGACCUGUGUGACAUGCUUGUGGUGGAAGUGCAGCCGCCCCAUGGGCAGCUCUGCCUGGUGCUGCUGGAUGCAGGGAUCGUGGCAGAGCUGCAGACUGCUGACAUGCAGAACUUCCGGGCAGUUUUCACUGCUGUUGUCCAGGGCCAGGGGGAGAGAGUGGCUGAAUUGAUCCUCCAUCAUGCCCGUGCUAACCAGUGCCAGGAUAUCGAGCAGUUCAAAGCUGAGAUGGCAGAGCUAGUGACCAAAGCUCGGGGGAAUACCAUCGCCCUGGGAAAGCUUCAAGUGGCAAAUCUCCUCUCGAAUGUCUUUAAGUUAUUGAUGACCCAUAAGGUGAAGCUCGAGAGCAACUUUGCUUCCAUCAUCUUUGCCAUCAUGGUCCUGGAAGGGCUUGGUCGUUCACUGGACCCUGAGCUGGACAUUCUGCAGGCAGCUAAACCACUGCUCAUCAAAACUGCAGCUUCUGUCCUUGAAUAGACUCUUGCAGUUGCUGCCCUCUCACUGUGCAGGGUUACCUUUGCUCUCUGUGAGCUAAUGGAGAAAGAAGCUGAAGGUGAGAACAGUCACAUGCCUUUGAAAAUGCCGUGCAGUGGAUAUUCCUCAUUAAUGUUGCUUUCAGUCGUAUCAUCCAAGCAUCAAACAUGGGGUGAUCACAGAAUUGCACACAGAACGGUUGAGGUUGGAAGGGACCUUUUCAAGAACAUCUAGUCCAACCCCCCUGCUCAACCUAGAGCAGGUUGCCUAGGACCCCAUUAGAUGGCUUUUGAGUAUCUACAAGGAUGGAGACUCCACAACCUCUCCGGGCAACCUGUUCCAGGUUUUGACCACCCUCUCAGCGAAAAGUUUUUCCUUAUUUUCAGAUGUUUUCAGUUUGUGUUUCAGUUUGUGCCUGUUGCCUCUUGUCCUGUCACUGGGCACCACUGAAAAGAGUCUGGCCCUGUCCUCUUUACACCCUCCCUUUAGAUACUUAAAUGCAUUGAUAAGAUCCCCUCUCAGUUGUCUUUUCUCCAGGCUCUCCAGGCAGAGCAGUCCUAGCUCUCUCAGCCUUUACUCAUAUGAGGAAGGUCUAUUCCAGAAGCCAGGAAGAUCUUGCAGAGAUGGAGAGUUCUGCCUCCCUUAUAAUUGCAUGGUUCUAUCAGAUAAUGUGCUCUGGUAGUUUUUUAACUGACAGUAUCAGAUACUUUCGGUGCACAAGAUCACUGCAGCCUGGUGAAGAAAGCAGGUUUACUUGUCUAAAAGUCUUUAAAAAGAUGUUCAGCUAGCAAGUCUGUGUUUUGAAAACAAUCAGGUUAAAUAUUUUAAGUUAAUUUACUGACUGAUCUGUCACUACUCUAUGAGAAAUGAUAUUCUGAUACCACCUAAGCAAGUAAUGCAGAUAUUCAGACUAUGAAAUGUAAACAGGCUGAAAAAGCCAAUGUACCUUUUUCUGUCUUUUGUAAUUUAAUUUCUACUUUUAUUGUAGAAGUGUCCUGAGAUCCCACAUAAAGUGGUCUAUUCUAAGUCAUUUUGGAUGAUAAAAACUGACCAGCCAAUUUCAUUUUCAGACUUCUAUACUCUAGCACAAUACUAUAGGAGUUUGGAUUAUAAACAGUAAAAGAAAAUAUUUGUUUUAACAGAAAAGCUAAUUCCAUAAUAAAAAAACAACUUUGGGGAA
This is a messenger RNA of Dromaius novaehollandiae (emu), 3088 nucleotides long. It is a transcript of the gene ADCK2, whose product is annotated as aarF domain containing kinase 2. The coding region runs from base 31 to 1911 and encodes 626 amino acids. Gene Ontology annotation, cellular component: mitochondrion. The record is from RefSeq and is a predicted model, not a curated record. The transcript has 8 exons. NCBI's taxonomy places the organism in Eukaryota, Metazoa, Chordata, Aves, Casuariiformes, Dromaiidae.